UUUGUGUUGAGGAUGGCAUGAGGGUGAGUACAUUUUUGAGUGAAAUAUUCCUUUAAAGUUACUAACGGGUAACUUAGGAUAGGGUUCUGCACCUUUAUGUCAAUACUAAUAAAAAUAAAUUGAUCUUGGAAACUCCAGCAGGCUGUAAGGAAAGCUACCAGACCACAUCUCAUGAAAAGAUAUCUGGUUUCACCCCAAAAUAAAAAGAUUAUAUUUUGCAUUAAAAAUAUGAACCCUUUUCGGGAACAUCGACAUUUUAUGUAUGGUGACAUUAUUUUCAUGACAAUUAAACACCCACAAUUCUCAUUACUGAAUUUAUCUGUGAAAAAUAAACAUAUAUGCAUGUUUUUAGUUUUCUAUAUUUUCUCUCUUGUAACAGAAAGCCAUUGUUAAGGACAAGAAAGGAUGCUGCUGAGGUCAGUGCAACACAGAUGUCAAUAUCUAUGUUCAUGUCUUCCAAAGAAAAAUUCUGCAGUCUUGCUGACUGUACCAACACAUGGGAGAAAGACACUUUUUGUUUGCCUUUUGCCAACUCAUGACACUAAAACGCCAUGUAAAGAAAAGUAGUCCAGCGAUGGCCUGUUUCCCCUGAGCCAUGUUCAUCGGAUCACACGUACUCUGGUUGACCAGAGUUGCUGAACUGAACUAGCUUUCACUGCACCCAGCCAUGAACAGGCACUUGAAGACAUUCACACUCUGUGUCUUUAAAAGUCAGACAAAUUAUUUACUUUCAUCACCAAUUAGGAGCUUUUUGCCCUGGUCACCAUUCACAUGCACUGCAUCCUCGCGUGCUUAUUCUAGCAACAUUAAGAUGCGCUCCUACUUACAGUACAUGAAAAGGAAAGUCAAAGGAGCACCAGCCCCUCCAUACAGUCAUGUGUGCAAGGUGGGAGAUCCUGUGUUACGUUCACAGGCUGCAGCUGUCGAACCCGAAGCCAUUCAGGGACCAGAGGUGCAGCAGGUCAUAAAGACCCUGGUCAAGGUGAUGAGAAAGCUUGAGUGUGUUGGCCUAAGUGCACCCCAGAUCGGGGUUCCUCUGCGAAUAUUAGCCCUGGAGUAUCCAAAGAAAAUGCUGGAGGACAGCUCAUCAGCUUCUGUUGAGGCUAGGGGUCUGGUGGCAGUACCCCUUAUGAUUUUCGUAAACCCACAUUUACGUGUGCUGGAUGGACGGACUGUCACCUUCCAAGAGGCGUGUGAGAGCAUCUGUGGGUACUCAGCAUCUGUUCCACGCUAUGUGUCUGUAGAGGUGUCAGGUCUUAAUGAGAAAGCAGAGCCCAUCACCUGGCAAGCGAGUGGGUGGCCAGCUAGAAUACUGCAGCAUGAAAUGGAUCACCUAAACGGAGUGCUAUAUAUCGAUCGCAUGGACAGUAAAACUUUCAUUAAUGUCAACUGGGAAGAGUAUAAUGAAUAAACCUUUGGUUCUUUGCAACUUAACCUCAGGAUCUGACAAUACUUAACUCAUAGGGGACAAAAUGGACAUUCACAUCAAUGCUGUGUUGGAUUUAUUGCCUAUACAAUAUCAUGUAUCAUUUCAUCACUGCACACUUGGAAAUGAUUUCUCUUGUUGAUGAUGUACAACAAAUCAAAAUCAAAUUCAUUCAAGGACAGUAAACAACCAUAUGCCCAAGCCAAAUAUACAGUAUAUUAUCAAUAAACAAUUGGUUUUUUUAUCAUAUGGGAAACUGACAACUGAAGUAAUAUCUUUAAUAAGACAUUGUAGGAAGACUUUCACCAUAUGUAAGACGUUUAGUCUGUGCAGGUCGUGUAUUAUAACAUUAUUUUUCUUUAAAAAAAUAACUAAAUACAAGCAGGACUCCCUUUCAAUCCCUUUAUUUUGAUAUCAGUUCCAUUAAAUUGUCACAACAGAAA
Messenger RNA from Myxocyprinus asiaticus (Chinese sucker), 1869 nucleotides. Its product is annotated as peptide deformylase, mitochondrial-like. Gene Ontology annotation, molecular function: peptide deformylase activity. Lineage: Eukaryota; Metazoa; Chordata; Actinopteri; Cypriniformes; Catostomidae. The record is from RefSeq and is a predicted model, not a curated record. Gene Ontology annotation, cellular component: mitochondrion. The coding region runs from base 668 to 1411 and encodes 247 amino acids. The transcript has 4 exons. Gene Ontology annotation, biological process: peptidyl-methionine modification; N-terminal protein amino acid modification.